Cloeon dipterum is the source of this 1644-nucleotide messenger RNA. RefSeq names its product macrophage mannose receptor 1-like. NCBI's taxonomy places the organism in Eukaryota, Metazoa, Arthropoda, Insecta, Ephemeroptera, Baetidae. The transcript is spliced from 17 exons. Bases 3 to 1526 code for a protein of 507 amino acids. The record is from RefSeq and is a predicted model, not a curated record.
AAAUGCCUGCAUGCAAAGCCACGUGUCCAAGGAAUUGCUCCCAAAUAAAAGACGGGAACCUUUUCAACAAUAACGGAGAACUGCUAGACGUCAACAAGUAUGGACGUUGGGCGGGCGGAAACGGUCGAGCCUAUUUGUAUGGUGCUAUAGACAAGAAAAAUUGGAAUGACGCAUAUGCAUUUUGCUGUCGGCUGGGAACGGAACUGGUCCGAAUCGAAACCGCUGAUGAAAUGACGACCAUCAUCCAGCUAAAUAACAACAUUACCGAACUAAAAUAUACACAAAAAUUCUGGACCUCAGCAAGCCAACAAGACUGUCCUUACCAAUUUGAAUGGUGUGACAGUGGGAUAGCUUUAGCGCCAAUUGAUACCAAAUGGGCGCUAGAGGAGCCGAGUUUUGAUACUGGGCAGGAAUUCUGCGUUGACGUGAAUCUCGCUACUGGAAGUCCAUCAGGUAAUGGAGUUUUGGAAGACCUUACUUGCUCGAGCACGCUCGCUUUUAUUUGCGAAAUGCCGUUUCCAAAAAUGUGCCCAAAGAUCACUUGCCCUGAUUAUGAAUGUGUUCUUGACCCAAAAAAAGUAAACGAGUCUGCUAACUGGAGGGCGACAACCGGCAUGUUUCGCAGCGCUUGCAACAGACAAUACUAUCUAAGUGCCGACAAGAAAACUCAAAAAGACGCAGCUGCUGAGUGCUGCAAAUAUGGUCUUCGGCUAGUGUCCAUUGAGACGCUCGACGAGCUUAAAUGCCUGAUCGAAAUGAACAAUUGGUUCGUAAAAAAUGCAUUGCUUUAUUGGACGUCGUUGUCCAAUGAUGGCAUUGGAUGCGUCCGUUCGCACGGUUGGUGUCCAGAGGGAUCGCCUAACUCCAAUGUCAUACCCUGGGCCUCUGACGCACUGCAGUCGGCCGAGACGGAGAAUUGCGCUGCUCUUUUCCUUUCCAAUAGUGUCGUUAAGACCUCUGUGUUGCAGGAUUAUCCUUGCGACACUCAAAAUUUCUACAUGUGCGAAGGGGACAUACAGCCCGAGUGCCAACCCAGCUGCCCUUACACAGAUUGCACAAAAAAUGUUGCGCUUUUUGGACCUGAUGACAAGUUGUUGAAUCCAACAAUUUAUGGCACCUGGAAAACUGCUUGUGGCCGAACUUACAUGUUUAGCACAGAUUCCCGAACUGUGGAAGGAGCAUGGAAUCUGUGCUGCAGCAUUGGGAUGAAUUUAAUUAGCGUUGAAACGGAUCAGGAGCUGAAGUGCUUACACGAUCUUAAUAAUUCCGACAUGAAAUAUGCCACAGAAUUCGUAACAACUGGAAACUCAUUCGGCUGUCCUUUCCUAUUUGAAUUCUGUGGAACUGGAGCUCGUAUUUACAAAAACGAUACAAGAUGGGAUAAACCUUAUGAGCCGAAUAACAACGGAGGCAGCCAAUACUGCUUGUACCUCCAUUUAGCAGUUGGCGCCAGUUACGAUGCCUCAAACCUGUGGGAUCUUGGCUGUUCUGGCCAGAGCAAAUAUAUUUGUGAAGGACCAAUUUGAAUAAAUAAACGAUAUCGCGGAUAAGACUACCUACGCAAAACAAUAGUUUUGUCAAAAUAUGUAUAUGCAAGCAUGGUUGUUUGUUACAGAUUGACACCAAAUAAAAAUUAAAUAUUUG